AUGGAUUUGAAGGAUGCGUUCGCCACGACUGGGUUCGUAACCCACGCGCUGAGACAUCCCAUAGAGUCAUUUUUAAGCAUUGGCCCAACUCUGAAUGAGGCCACCGUCGGCUUAGCAGGAUCAUAUUUCAAGCCAGAGCGCGACAUUGGAAGUCUGAAAGGAAAGGUCAUUCUUGUCACAGGCGGAAAUGCCGGCAUAGGCAAGGAAACUAUCCUCCAGCUAGCCAAGCAUGAGCCUGCUUGCAUCUACCUGGCUGCGCGCACAGAAAGCAAGGCAAAAGAGGCAAUAGAAUCGAUUCGGGCCAAAUUAUCUACUCCAAUUGACAUUCGAUACUUGCCGUUGGAUCUUUCAUCUUUUAAAUCCAUCCGGGCAGCUGCGGAACAGUUCCAAGCUGAUACUAACCGAUUAGACCUCUUGAUCCUCAAUGCAGGGACAAUGGGCAAUCCGGCCACAAAGACUGAAGAUGGAUUUGAGAUCCAGCUCGGUACCAACCAUGUCGGCCACUUCCUGAUGACCAAAUUGCUUCUUCCUACGCUGCAGCACACUGUUAUGAGUGCGCGAGAGAGUGGAUCUACCCCUGACGUCCGCGUUGUGACUUUAUCUUCCGUGGGCCAUGUUGUCUGUCCAACCUCAUUUGAAGAAAUGACGUCUACAUCCUCGUUGUUAGAGGCUAGUACUUGGACCCGCUAUGGCGCCUCGAAAGGUGCGAAUAUAUUGUUCGCUGCUGAGUUGUCCCGUCGGUAUCCAGAGAUCAUGUCUGUCGCUGUGCACCCGGGCGUGGUCAAAACUCCUCUCUACGAUCAUGUCAAAUAUACCAGCUCUUACGUGCAGCAUACUCUGUCAGUUGUGGAGUCUAUUUUCUUCCGAAAUGUAGCCAGUGGCGCUCUCAAUUCCCUAUGGGCUGCUACCGCACCAUUGGACAACCUGUCUAAUGGUGCUUACUAUACACCCGUUGGGAAUCGCAGUAAGGGUACAGCCUUUGUUCGAAGACAUGAUAUAGCCAAGAAGCUCUGGGAAUGGACAGAGGAUCAAAUUGCCGAACGAAGCUAA
Messenger RNA from Penicillium taxi, 1050 nucleotides. RefSeq names its product putative short-chain dehydrogenase/reductase family protein. The record is from RefSeq and is a predicted model, not a curated record. The transcript is spliced from 2 exons. The coding region runs from base 1 to 1050 and encodes 349 amino acids. Lineage: Eukaryota; Fungi; Ascomycota; Eurotiomycetes; Eurotiales; Aspergillaceae.